AAAAAUAUACAUGUAUAUUUUUUUUUUCAUACAUUUAUUUAUCAAUAUAUUGUAUAUAAAUGAGCAAGAUAACUAAAGAAUUUAAUGUUGAUGAUUUAGAUCAGUUAUUAAAUUCUGACCUUGAUAAUGUUGAUAAUGACUUGGAUAUAAAUGACCCAGAGUUAUUGAAACAACUACAAGAAUUAACUUCUUCUUCUACUCCUACUCCUACGUCAAAGUCAAAACCAAAGGUUCUUAACCCGGUUGCCGAUAUUAAUUUUAAUAUUGAUGCUUAUACUAAGCUUGCUCAAGGUCAAGAUGAUGAUGAUGACAUUAAAGUAGAAUUUGACGAAAAGGAUUUAAAUGAUACCAAUUUAUUGAAUGAACUUUCAUUAAUUAGCCAAGAAUCAUCUUUAGCGCCUAGUCAAGAAGUAAAUGACUUGAUCAACAUGGGAUUCACACAAAAGCAAUCUGAAAGUGCAUUAGACAUGUUUGAUAACAACGUAGAAAGAGCAGCUAAUUACUUGUUUGAUACACCAGUACAUAAAGAGGAGCCAACCAAAAAUGAUGAAAAGAAGAAUCCUCAGUACUGGAAGGAAAAAGUACAGGAAUAUCAAUCUUUGGCUUUAAAUGCAAAAAGACAGGGAGAUAAAAAGAAGGCUAUUGCCUUAUUACGUGAAUCGAAAGAAUAUAAUGCAAGAUAUCAAGAGUUAAUUCAAUCACAUGAAGAGUCUGAUAAAGGAAUAGCGAAAUUAACAAUAGAGCAAAGUGCCAAUUCAUCACCGCCGUUGCCUAAAAAUGAAGCUACUGAAGAUAGAGUAUCCACAUCAGUAGAUAUAUUAAAGGCAGAUGCAGCUAAAACAGAUAUAUCUAAACCAGAGAUACCUACAACUAAUAUACCUGCAUCUGCGAUACCUAAAAAUGAGAUACACAAGUCUUCAGCUAGUCAACAAGAAAUUCAAAAUUUACUUUCAAAGGUGAUCACACUACAAAGACAAUACAAAGAAGCAGCUCUUCAUUAUAAAAAACUUGGCAAUUUUUCUAUUGCAAAACAAAUGGUUCGUACCUCUAAAGAUCUUUUACACUUGGGUAUUAGUAUCAAAUCUGGUGAAAGAAGUAGAUUAGAAGACAUCCAACUCCCUGAUGCACCUGAUAUGACAUUAGGUAAUGAUAAGCCGUCAUGUCCACAGUCUCAAGAUGAAAUUAAGGCACAAAUAAAGUAUCAAAUCAAUAUGUGUCAUCAGUUAUCUCUACAAUCCAAACAAAAUCGUCAUUUCUCAAAGCUUGAAGCUGCCUUCUCAAAGGAUCUCAAAUCACUUUCCGGAUCCUUUCAUUACGAGACAGUGCAAUAUGUCUAUGCAAAUAAGCUUGAUGAAAUUCCUGAAAAUAUAAUGCAACUUAAAAUUCUAAAAGCUAUUCACUUACCCACAUUAGAUAUCGCAGGCACCCUUGAGCCAUUUGUAACAUGGGAUCUCGGAGGCUGGCCACCAGAGUCCUCUCCACAGGCAUCCUUAAAUAAGGGAGAGACGCCUGUUGUAAAGGAUGCAAAUUUUGAUUUUACUUUGAUGAUACCUAUCAGUCGUUCUCGACCCUUUCAACGUUACUUGCAACGUAAGAAAUUAACACUUGAGGUCUUUCAUAAUCGAUAUACGUAUGGGUUUUUUAGAAGACCUAUAUCAUUAGGAAAAGCAGUGAUUCCAUUAGAUCAGCUCUUAACCAAAGCCACUCUAUCUGGCAUCUUUGAUUUAUUGGAUGGUGGACGAAAAAAGACAGGAGGUAAACUUGAGCUACAAGUGAAUUUGAGAGAACCGUUAAUAGAAAAAGAUAUGAUGAAGCGAACUGAAGAUUGGCUAGUAUUGGAUGGAAGUGAAGUAUCUAAUUAUUUAGUAGCCGCAGGAUUAAGUACAUCAGCACAAAAACCUGUUUCUCCUAAAACAGAAAUUAAGACAGAAUCAACAACUCAGGUGGAACCAAUAAAAGAUAAUGAAUUGAAGACUGCAGAAGAAGAAUUUAAUAGUGUGGAGGCACUUGUUUCUAAUAUGGUUUUAGAACAUGAACUUAAACUUACAAAUUCAGAAUUAUCAAUAUAUCCCAAUAAAGAAGAAUUAAUAGAUCGAAAACAAGCACUCGAUAUUAAGAUGAAUAUGCUUAUAAUUCAAGUGCAAACAGGUCUUUUGGAUAUGGAAACUUAUUUAAAACAAGUUGAAAUAAGAAUGGAAAAAGAUCGUCGAUUAGCCAUGAUUUUUAAACGACAUGGACGUUUAGAUUUAGCUAAGGCAGUACUGGUAAGAAAAAAAAUCAUGCAAGAUGAAUUAGAAGAAGCUAAAGCAGCCAUAAUGACACAAUAAAUUUAAUGUUGUACAAAGAUUCACAAUAAUAAUAAUAAUAAUAAUAAUAAAAA
Molecule: messenger RNA, 2380 nt
Organism: Cokeromyces recurvatus
Lineage: Eukaryota; Fungi; Mucoromycota; Mucoromycetes; Mucorales; Mucoraceae
Exons: 6
Coding region: 60-2327 (755 amino acids)
Biological process (GO): regulation of transcription by RNA polymerase II
Cellular component (GO): nucleus
Molecular function (GO): RNA polymerase II cis-regulatory region sequence-specific DNA binding; DNA-binding transcription repressor activity, RNA polymerase II-specific; protein binding
Source: RefSeq, a predicted model, not a curated record